Hordeum vulgare subsp. vulgare (domesticated barley) is the source of this 1583-nucleotide messenger RNA. RefSeq names its product reticulon-like protein B17. The transcript has 8 exons. The record is from RefSeq and is a predicted model, not a curated record. Lineage: Eukaryota; Viridiplantae; Streptophyta; Magnoliopsida; Poales; Poaceae. Bases 24 to 1259 code for a protein of 411 amino acids.
CGCGUCCCCGGGAAGCAAAUCAAAUGGAGAUCGAAAUAGAGCCCGACUCCCCGAGACGUCUUACCCCUGCCCCGAUGCCGCGCUCCGGCGACAUCGCGGUCGCCGACGGGACCGCGACUCUCUCUCCGCCACCGUCGCGGCCACAGGGCCGCGCGUCGCCGUCACCGCCCCUCUCUCCUCGGGACGACGUGCUGCCCCUGUCCCCUCCCCGCGACAGCCCCGCCCGGCGUCGCGGCCGCUCUAAGCCUCUUCGCACCACGGUCGUCGACCAAGGCGCGGGUGCCGUCGGGUCUCCGCGGAGGAAGCGCCGCGGGGCGGGGGAGCCGCGCGCGGCCGCGUCGCCCGGGAAGAACGUGAGGCGAGCGCGGCGGCGGCUGGACAGCGAUGGCGGCAGGGAGUUGACGGCGAACGAGGCGGCCGAUGAGGAAGCGGCGGGUAAGACCCAGAGAAGAAAGACCGCAGCGCAGCCUCGGGCAGCCGUGAAGGAGAAGAAGGGUUCCAGCUUGGCUUUGGUGCCUUACCCUCCCAUCAAUCCAACCCGAGGUGCAGAAAAUGUAGAGCAGUUUGAUUGGGAAGGUCUUUGGAAAAGGGUUGUUGACUUGAUGAUGUGGAAGAAUGUUGGGAGAUCAGCAUUUUGGUUCGGCUCUGGGUCCAUGCUUUUCCUCUCUUCUUCCUUGUCAAGAGACGUCAAUUUCAGUCCAAUCAAGAUACUUUGCCAUUUUGGUGUUGUGACGUUGGUCUUAGCUUUCUUCAAAGAUUCCAUCCCUCGGAGGCAGAACACUGAACAAGUAAAGAGUUUCCAGUUGACUGAGGAAGAUGUGCUCCGGAUUGGCCGAGCUGUCCUGCCAAUUGCUAACUCUCUCAUAUCUAUGUCCCGAGUGAUCUUCUCUGGUGAUCCAUCCAUGACUCUGAAAGUGUUACCCAUUCUUCUAUUUGGUGCCAAGUACGGCCAUCUGUUAACAGUAUGGAGGCUUCUAGCAACAGGAUUCUUUGGUUGUUUUACCCUCCCAAGACUGUAUAGCUGCUACUCAAGUCAUAUUCAUGAAAAAGUUGAAGGUUUGAAUGCCCGGAUUCUGAAUGCAUGGAAGUCCUGUCCCCGCAAGAAACUUGUUGCAGCUGCUGCAGUGACGACCUUCUGGAACUUGGUUAGUGUGAAGACACGUGUAAUGACUGCCUUCGUUUCCGCGGUAGCACUGCGCUACCACUAUCACUAUGGACGAAGUAGCAGGAAUUCAGAGGGGGCAAUACGACGACAGUAGCAGCAACAAGCAAUGGUUCUCGAAGACUGACAAUCUGUCUCAUGAGCGCGGCAGGUGCGACAUAUCUGUGGUUUCAAAGCGAAAGCAAAAAAGAAAAAUGCUGCAAAACUGCAUCCUCAUAACUCGGUGGCAGGCGCAAUGGCUUGUGAUGUAUUGGUAUUGGUACAUCUUGUUGCCAAUAUGGUACUGUUGAGGAAUAUUUUCAAUCAAAGCAUCAGGCGAUCUGGUUUGCACGCGUGACUGCUUGGCACCCAUAUAUGUCGAGGGGUCAUAUAUGUUUUUUUAGGGCAAGGGCCCCUAAUAUUGAUGCUGUGUUCAUGUCAA